This is a messenger RNA of Parasteatoda tepidariorum (common house spider), 2951 nucleotides long. Its product is annotated as glycine receptor subunit alpha-2. Gene Ontology annotation, biological process: monoatomic ion transmembrane transport. Lineage: Eukaryota; Metazoa; Arthropoda; Arachnida; Araneae; Theridiidae. Gene Ontology annotation, cellular component: membrane. Gene Ontology annotation, molecular function: extracellular ligand-gated monoatomic ion channel activity; transmembrane signaling receptor activity. The record is from RefSeq and is a predicted model, not a curated record.
UUGUGUUUUAUGGCCCAGUAUUAAAAUGGAGUUUGUUCGCAGAAAUGGUUCGGCAUUAUCUCUACUAAUACAGAUUUUUACUAUUUUUAAAACAACUAGAUCACAUAUUUUAGAAUUUGAUUCAAUUUUGCCUAUCAAUCCAGAUGAAUACGACAAUCUGCAGCCUCCCAAAGAAAACGGUGAAGCUACGGUUGUUCGGUUUCAUGUUACCGUCCUAAGCAUCGAUACAAUAGAUGAAGGUUCAAUGACCUAUGUAGCUGAUAUAUUUAUGUCCCAAAGUUGGAAAGACUACAGAUUAAGGUUACCUGAAAAUAUGACAAUGAAGUAUCGGCUGCUACCUGUGAACUGGCUGAAACGUAUGUGGAGGCCAGACUCUUUUUUCAAAAACGCUAAAAGAGUCACUUUCCAAGAAAUGACCAUUCCUAACCACUAUAUUUGGUUGUAUAGCGACAAAACAAUUUUGUACAUGGUAAAAUUAACGCUGCUGUUAUCUUGCUCCAUGAAAUUCGAAGCUUAUCCACAUGACACACAAGUUUGUUCAAUGAAGAUAGAAAGUUUAUCUUAUACUACAGACGAUCUAAUAUUUGAUUGGGAAACAGAGGUGCCUCUAGUAGUAGAUGAUGAUAUCGAAUUACCACAACACAACUUAGUUGACACAUCUUUAGGAGAUUGCACUAAAGUGUAUUCUACAGGAAAUUUCACAUGUAUUCAAGUGGUCUUCACACUCAAAAGAAGGCUUGGAUAUUACAUGUUCCACACCUACAUUCCAACAUGUCUAAUUGUCAUCAUGUCCUGGAUAUCUUUCUGGAUAAAACCAGAAGCAGUGCCUGCAAGAGUAACCCUCUGUGUAACAUCCCUCCUAACCUUGUCCACACAACACGCACAGUCUCAGAAAUCAUUGCCACCCGUCUCCUACAUCAAAGCCAUUGAUAUCUUCAUGUCCUCGUGCACUGUUUUUGUGUUUGCUUCACUCAUGGAGUACGCCUUGGUCAAUAUCCUACUUGGCGAAGGGUUAGAUGGCUAUUUGGAUGAAGAUGGCAAUCAGACACAUUCUCUGUUUGCCAGAAAUACGCCAAAUAUACUGAUCGUGCCCAGGAUGCAAGACUUGCCAAAUGGAAGACCAAAGCUUACUUCUACACUGUACAGACACAGCGUGCAUCGUCGACGUGCAAUUUUAGUUGACAAAGUAUCAAGAGUUAUUUUCCCAUUGUCAUUUGUGAUACUGAAUACUAUUUACUGGUCUUUUUACCUUGAAAUUAUUUAAAGCUGAAGAGCUCUUCUCUCAACAAACUGAAACUAAGCAACAUGUUGGAGUCGGGAAUAAUACACCACCGAUAAAUGUUGAAUAACGGCGCUGUAACGAUUGCAGACAUACAGAAUAAAGUGACUGAAUAACUCUAAAUGUAAACAGAACACUACAUAACAAUAUACAAUGUAAAAGAAAAAGGAGAUUCAAGUUUAAUUUUUAUUUUUCUAUACUUUCUUACUUUAUCUGAGUCUGCUAUUAUACGAGAUGUUAAUAAAAAUAAUUAAAGAUUAAAAAAUCCAUUGGGAAAAAAAUGGAAUUAGAAAGAAAUGUAAGGUUUGACGCAUUCCUUCUGAGGAAAUCCGAGAUUUCCUUUCUAAUUUAAAAAGUAUAAAUAGAUGGCACUGCUCAAACCAAACAAAAAAAAAAGACUAUUUCUGUUACGCGUUUGACCAAUUCAGUUGCAAUAACAGCAUACAUGCCAACUUUUGCGCAUUUGGCGUAAUAUUUUAUUUCUAUAUUUAAAGUGGUAGUAAAAUGUAUGCUUUCUAUACAUUCCUUACAUUUAUAAUCUUUUUGACCACAACUAUUUUGAAACAAUUUAAGUAUAUAUAUAUAUAUAUGUUAUACUUUAGUAAGGUUUAUCAAACUGCAGCGUAUGUUACUGCCUAAAAUUGCAAUUUAAAUUACUUUUUACUACCACUGGGAAAAGGAUUAAAAGUUGGCAGGUAUAGCACAAGCAAAUGUAAAUUUUACCGUCAAAUUGCAUCAUUAUCUUAUUGCAAAUGGUGGUUAUUUUAAAAAUUUCAUAUAUUUUCCCAGUUCGAAACGCCAUCUGUUGAAGAACUUGCUAACUAAUUGUUAAACUUAUUGGCAUAGGAAUUCUUCAAUUUCAUAAGAAUGCAGAUAACCGUGCACUUCUAUCAUCUUUCGUUUCUUUCUAAAUUCCUUUUUCAAAUUGUCUGUUAUUAUGGAUCCCGAGAGCAAACUUUUCGACAAUCACUUUAAAAUGUUUAAUUUUAAUAGGAAAACUGUAUGACACAGUGAUCAGUGAUUUGUAUUCAGUGGAAAAGUAACUGAACAUUUUGCUUUCGUUACACGGUUAAAAUAAAAACUUGACUUUAAUCUGCCUGUUUCUUGAAUAUAAGCUAUGUUAAAAUACUGUAAAUACAACGUUUUUAUCACAAAUAAAUAAGAGCGAGUGAUAGAUGAGCAUUUCGAUACUAAGCGUGAAUGUAAUUAGUUCUGAGCAAAGCUGCCAACUACCAUCCGUAGUAAUUCAUUUCUAUAUUUAAAGUGGCAAUUAAAUGUGUCUUUAAUUUUUUGAGUUGAUAAAUUUAAUUUACUAUUUUGAUUGCCACUACAUUCAAAUAAAUCAAUCUCAUAGCUAAAAGCAAGUUAUUGAUUCCAAUUAAUGAAAUGUUUACAAUACAUUGCCAACUUUUUUGUAAUUUUCUAUAUUUGGGGAAAUUCUUCCUGUGAUUGUAUAUAAGUCGGAAGGUCAGGUCCCAGGUCAAUGCCAUAUAUAUAUAUGAAGACAAAAAAAGUGAAAACUGGUUACAAAAUUUACUUUAUUUUUUAGCCUAUUUUCGGAAACUAUAAAAUAUCCAUCACUACCAAAAAAUUAAAAAAGUUAAAAAGAAAAAGUUAAUUGCAAUCACUUUCAGGCCUGUCCAAGGCACAGAAGGAUUCUUAGUCUCCUUAC